Messenger RNA from Sesamum indicum (sesame), 676 nucleotides. It is a transcript of the gene PRE1, whose product is annotated as basic helix-loop-helix (bHLH) DNA-binding family protein. Lineage: Eukaryota; Viridiplantae; Streptophyta; Magnoliopsida; Lamiales; Pedaliaceae. Gene Ontology annotation, biological process: regulation of growth; regulation of DNA-templated transcription. The record is from RefSeq and is a predicted model, not a curated record. Gene Ontology annotation, molecular function: protein dimerization activity.
UACAUCUUCUCGCAAUUAAUUAAUUUUCAGCUUUAUUUAUUAAUAUCUUCCUCUUCUUUUCUCAAAUCGUCGAAUUAAAUAGGCAUUUAAAUUGUAUUAUAUUUUUUAGAAUAUCAUCAUGUCGUCGUCUGGGAGAAGGUCAAGACAGUCAAGUUCUGGUAGUUCCAGGAUAAGCGAUGAUCAGAUCAUUGAUCUCGUCUCCAAACUCCACCAACUCCUUCCUGAAAUUCGCACCACCAGGCGUCCAAACAAGGCAUCUGCAAAUAAGGUGCUUCAGGAGACCUGCAACUACAUCAGAGACUUGCACAAAGAGGUGGAUAAUCUGAGCGAGAGGCUAUCCCAGCUGCUGUCUACCAUCGACGCUAACAGCCCUGAGGCUGCAAUAAUUAGGAGCUUAAUCUAAGUAAUCCAUACAUCAUCAUAUAUGUAAUAAUUAAAUUCAAGCCAAUUACUAGAAUAUAUCUAUAUUGUGGGCUUAAUUAUCAAUUAAUUAAUUAGUCAUUAGUAUAUCUGAGAUACUUAUUUUAAGUGUCCAUAUCCAUGGAUCCAUGCUGUACUUACCUAAUAUUAUUUAAUGAUGUCGUAUUAAAUUAAUAAUGGGAGUCUCCGUACUCAAUUACAAGGAUUCCUAAAACUUAUGUACGCCAUUUUUUGUUUUAAUAUUUCGUAUUUUUCA